Molecule: messenger RNA, 792 nt
Organism: Ilyonectria robusta
Lineage: Eukaryota; Fungi; Ascomycota; Sordariomycetes; Hypocreales; Nectriaceae
Exons: 1
Coding region: 31-453 (140 amino acids)
Source: RefSeq, a predicted model, not a curated record
GUCGUUUCCAAGAACAACAUCAAUCUCAAGAUGCUUUCCACCAACCUUCUCACUCUCCUCGCCACUGCCGCGCUGGCCAUCUCGGGCGUCGCCUCUAGCCCUUGCAGGUCACUCCCCAUCUUGGAAUCCACCUGCUCCGAGGUGCAGAUAAAGAAGCGAAUGACUUUGCAACGGGACCAAGUGUGCAGCGGAACCUACCGCCUGACGAACCCGGCCUUCCGGAUCGACCGCCAGAAAGGCCUCACCUGGAACGAGUGCGGCGCCUGGUGCAACGACACCAACGGCUGUACCAUGAUCACAUUCGACCACGACAAUUACUGCGCCAUUUGGCGGGGAACCCACGCUGAGGCGGGCAUGUCGGCCGCGAGUCUUGACGGGGAGUACCUCUCUGAUCUCAGCUGCUUUACCUGCAGGACCAUCCGCAAUACCGAGGAGAUCCGACGGACUUUCUAGAGUUGACGAGGUGGAUAAAUUCAGGGCACGAGGGCGCCGGCUGGUGCAAGCAGACUAUGGAUCGAACCAUGCUCACCAUCGAUGCCGACAAUUCUCAUAAGAUUUACCGGGGACGCCACUCUACGAGGAUCUGUUGCCGCAGAGCCUUAACCAAGAGCGACUGUACGACAUCGGUUGCUUCAACUGCGGGGCCGUUCCCAGCUCCGUGGAGUAAUGUAGGCAAUGGAGAUGGGAUGUCAGGGUCUUAAAUACAUGGAGGGAUCCUUCAAUUUACUUGUAUAAUAAUUCUAGCAGAUCACUUUUUGUAUAUACAUAUUACUCGCUUUACCCAAGCCUCAG